CGUGCAGUACGUUGUUUGGCAGCAAAUUGAUACUAAAAAUUUCAACAUGCCAUCCUGUUGCGUCCCAGAAUGCAAAAAUUAUCAGAAAGGUUUUUCUAUGUACUCCCUUCCCGCAGAACCUAGUAGAAGAGCAAUAUGGAUUGCAAAUAUCGGCAAACAAGAUUGGAAUUGUGCGAAAAAAUGGUUUAUAUGAGGCACAUUUUGCUGAUGACAUGUGGGAAAAACCUCGCAUGGAUGGGAAGCGCAAACUGAAGUACAACGCGGUGCCAACAAUUUUUAAUAAUAUACCUGCGUGCAAUGUAGAUACACAUGUUGCAAAUGCCAGGGCAUCUUCGAAGAUAGAUAAUGAAUGUGACUAUUUUAAUAACAUAGAGUUAAACGUAUUGUAUAAUGUAGCUGGAUAUAUAGUUCAUAGUAUUGCUAAAGGCAAAAGUGCAAUAUGCACAACUUGUUUAAAUUCGGCAGGUUCAACUAAAUAUAACGCAAAUGUUAAAUACGCAAACUUUGUUCAUCUCAAAUGUUACCGGAAUAACACAUUAUUUUUUGUAACCCAAGAUGUUUUUGAAUAUUUUAUGGACAUGGAAUUUAUAAUUAGACAAUAUCUUUCUCAUGUAAGCAAUUCUAAAUGUAAUUUAAUUAUCUUUUUUAUGGAAAAAAUGAAACAUAUUUCUUGUGUAAGCCUGAAAAAUUGUCAUAAAUUAAAUGUGAAAAUUAUGAAACGCUUUAUUGCAUUUCGGAUGAAAAUUGCGUGUCUAAAAGGCCGACUGGUAAAACCAACAUAUAACAGUAAAACAAUGGUUAUGCAUUCUGUUGUUACUUAAUGAUACAAACUGUUAAUAUGUUUAUGU
This is a messenger RNA of Harpegnathos saltator (Jerdon's jumping ant), 848 nucleotides long. RefSeq lists its product as uncharacterized. The coding region runs from base 213 to 821 and encodes 202 amino acids. The transcript has 4 exons. NCBI's taxonomy places the organism in Eukaryota, Metazoa, Arthropoda, Insecta, Hymenoptera, Formicidae. The record is from RefSeq and is a predicted model, not a curated record.